Ostrinia nubilalis (European corn borer) is the source of this 5989-nucleotide messenger RNA. RefSeq names its product rootletin (gene Root). The transcript has 39 exons. Lineage: Eukaryota; Metazoa; Arthropoda; Insecta; Lepidoptera; Crambidae. The record is from RefSeq and is a predicted model, not a curated record. Bases 7 to 5940 code for a protein of 1977 amino acids.
CACUCGAUGCUACAAUCGAGUAAUCUACUCGAUUACUCACCGAUUGCCCACGAUUCAAGAUCGGCGUUACCUACGAGGGAAGGUUUGACUACGCCGAGGAGCGCUCGCGCUCCGGUCGGUAGGAGGACUCCAGGCACUCUACCACAUCAACGUUUGAAGAAGGAGAAGUCACUGGAGAGUCCACCGGAGAUGGACUCCCCAGUAGGCAGCCUAAACAGCGAUUUGCGACGGCAAAAUGACGAGCUGCGCGCUCGUCUCGCCGGCGAGGCUGCUGACCAUAAGCGCAGACUCGAUGCCUACCGUCGAGCUCAACAGGGGCAGGCAGCGCUCGUGUCUAGGCUUCAGUCUAAGGUGCUCCAAUACAAGCAGCGAUGUUCGGAGCUGGAGCACCAGAUGUUGGAGACGACUCCUCGCGACCCGUCGUACCGGCCGUCGAGCAGCAAGACCACCAUAGCGCUGCCGCCGCCUAUCCCGGCUUCUGCCAGCUCGUCAGGGUCGGAUACUCGCCGGGAUGAGAGGAUCAAUGACCUGGAGACCGCUCUUCGCCGGUUGGACGAUGAAAAGCGCAAGUGUGAAAAACUGUUGUCUCAAAACAAUCUGCUCCGUGACCAACUGGAGGAGUCCCACCAGCUGAAUGAGGCGCUAACUGGAGACCUGCAGAAGCUGACCAACGACUGGGAGGCGCUGCGGGACGAGAUGUCCAUCAAGGAGGAUGAGUGGAAGGAUGAAGAACAGGCCUUCAACGACUACUACUCAAGCGAGCACAACCGCCUGCUCAACUUGUGGCGAGAAGUGGUCUCGGUCAAGCGCUGCUUCAACGAGUUCCAGUCGAACACGGAGCGAGAUCUGUUCCGUGUGAAGAAUGACCUGGACUCGUCUGUUAGAGACCUGGUGGGAACGCUGGCUGGAUACUCCAUCAAUGCGCAUGCUGCUCAAGGAUCUAGGCCUAUAGAUAACCCUGGUCACAACCCAUGUUACAACCCAGGCACCACCAACGUAGGCCUAGAAACGCUCCGAGUCGAACUUCGCGAGAUGACCACGCAGCGUGACACGGCGCAGGCUGAGCUGCGGGAAAGAGACGCCCGCAUACAGCGUUUGCUUGGCGAACUACAGGGGCUGGAGGAGCGCUGCGACUGCGCCGAAACGAUGUGCUCGGAGGCGAACGUGAUGCGUUCGGCGUUGGAAGAAGUGGCGCGUGCUCUCAUACACGACUCCGAGGCCGACAUCGCGCCUGCGCUCCACCACCUGUCUGAUAGAUCACCAAAACGCAGCGUUUCACAGUCUGCAAACGCAACGGCAUUCGCUGAGAGCACGAUAUCAGCUGUGCAGGCCGCCCUCCACAAAUACCAGAUUCAGAUUCACGAGCUACAGGUCAAACUUCAAAACUCAAGAGAACAGCUAGCAACCACCCGAAAGCAUUGUGAAUCAGCUGAUUCCAACAUCGUCUCUCUGGAAGCCAAGAUCCAUGAUCUACAAACUAAAUUGGACCAAGCCAAUGGAGAUCUCAAUCAACUUGUGCAAGAAAAGGAUUUAAUGCAGAAGACCAUAGAAACGCUGAGAAUCGACAAGAACAACUUGGAGCGAAAUAGAGUCGAAAUUAAUGCUAUGGUGGAGUCUCUAACUUCGGACUAUGAGAAGCUUCAGAAGAUAAACUGCCGUCUAGAGAAGACUGUAGAGUCGUUGGAAGCCGAGAAAAGAGCUCUGAAUGCUGAGGUGGACCAUCUGCAUCGAGAAGCCAGUAAUAGGGAGUCCAUUCUAAGGGCCGAAGAAGAGCGCUCCACCCGCCUUCGCACAGACCUUGUUUCUGUGCGCGAGGAACUUCACAAGACCACGCUGUGCCGUGACUUGCUCGACCAGCAGAAACUGGAAGCCGACGCCAUCAUCUCGCAGAUGGAGAAACACCGCAGUGACCUGGAAAUCGAGCUAGAAAGAACAAUUAUGGAGCGCGGCGAUCUGCAAGACCUUGUAGAGAAGCUCGAGGCUGCCAUCAGAAACCUCGAGGGCGAUAAGAAGAAGCUGCAGGAUGACGUCAAACACCUAGAAGACGAGAAGUCCUCCCUAUCCAACCAGUCGUCAGAACAGCAGGGCGACCUGAACUCCUUGCGCAAGGAACUCCUGGCUGCAGAACAGACCAGGAUGGAGCUGGAAGCUGACAAGGCUUCCCUGUACGAAAAGAUCAAGUUCUUGGAGCAGGAACGGGAGAAGGUGGAGCUUGAGAUGAGACAAGUCAUCAGGGAGCGCGGCGAGCUCAGCUCCCAGCUAACGGCUAUGGUGCGCAAGAAAGACACUCUGAAUGAAGAGAUCAUCCGCCUUCAACAGCGUUUAGAACAAGCUAACGAGACCAUCGGCCGCCUCAACCGAGCUCUGGAAGAUCACGUCAAAGACGGAGAGGAGAAACAGAUCCUCAUAGACAGCUUAGAGAAAGACAAGCAACACCUCCAAGAGCAGUUAGCCGGCGUCCGUUCAGAGAAGGAUGCGUUGGAAGCGGUGCUCUUCGACACCGCCAAUAUGCUGGAAGACGCCGACAACAAGCGAAGCAAGUUAGAACAGGAGUUGCAGCAGACUCUGGUGCAGCAGGAGAACUUGAAAGGUCAAAUCGCCCGCCUGACCAAAGACCUGGACAACAGCGAGAAGAAACUGCGUGACACUCGCAACAGCAUGCAGCAGCAGUCUGGCAAGAAGGAGGCGGAGUACCAGCAGAUCAUCGCCAAUAUCAACCGCACAACUAAUGAGAAUAUCACCAAGUUGAAGGAGGAAAAGGAACAAUUACGCCAAUCCCUCGAGCACAAACUCAACCAAACCAUAGCGACUCUGUCGAGCGAGAAAGAGUCAUGUGAAGCCAGCGCGAGGGAAAGAGAGAAGAAGCUUCUGACUGCGCGGGACCAACUCAUUUUGCAGCACGACGAAGCCAUGCUCAGAGCGGAGAAUGAUAAGCAACAGGCUUUGCUCAUGGCCCACCAAGAGCAGCAAGCUCUAAUCGAGCGUUUAGAAGAAGCGAAACGCUCGCUCGACUGCGCGUCCAACAAACUAGAGCGCACGCGCAGGGAGGCGGCCGCGCGCGCCGAGCAGGAUCGUGGCGCCUGCAACCAACUGAAAGAUGAAAUAGCCGCUCUCAAGUCGCGUCUUGAGGAAGCCAAAGCCUCAUGCGAAGACGAGUGCGCCCGCUACGAGAAUCGCAUCAAAGAGUUGCAUCUGGAGAAAGAAGCGGUCUGCCGCGAGAACACAGAAGCGCGCGCGCAGCUGUCGCUCGUCGAGGAUAAGUACGACAAUGCGUACGCGCAGUUACAGGAGACCUUGAGGAAGCUGAAGGAGCUGGAAAACGAAGCCGACGGUCUUCGCAAAGAACUAACCGAUGUUCGCCGUCAACUCACCAACUGCACAGCCGAGCGAGACAAGUACAAUAGCAGCUGUCGCGAGCUGAGAGACCACGUCAAACGGUCUGAGCACGAGAGAAGGGAGGCCGCCAGGGCCAGAGAUGAGGCCUAUCAUAAGAUCGCUGGUCUGGAAGAAAGCCGUACAUCCCUCGAGAUGGAGCUAUCCCGCGUUCAAAACAUGCUAAAGGAGUCGGAGACGGGCGGCGAGCACGUGACUCGCGACCUGAAGGCCACGGAAAGCCAACUGAAGCGCGAACGCGCUGCCUUGGAGCAGGCCCACCAUGAUAUCAAGGAACUGCAGUCCAGACUACAAAAUGAGUGCGAGGAACGCGAGCGCUGCGCUAACGAAGGAGCAACAGCGCGGCGCCACGGUGCCGAGCUUGAAGCAAUGUUGGGCAACGCGCGAGCUGACCUCGCUUCGUGCCGCCAACGCGCAGCUGAGUUGGAAGAAGCUUGUAGGGCCAGGGACCAGGAACUAGUGCUGCGUCUAGAAGACUGCAGAUCCAAAGAACGACGGCUGGAGGAACUGAAGCAUAAUCUCGAAGUGUGUCUCGCUGAUGCUACACAACAAAUACAAGAACUAAAGGCUCGUCUCGGAGGUAGCGAGGGUCGUUGCAGAGCGUUAGAAGCAUCGCUGACUCAGUGUGAGAGUGGCAAGCGCGAGGCCGAAGCAAAACUAUCAUCUAUAGCGCACACACUGCGAAGAGUUUGUGGUGUGCAGCCAGAUGGAAGUGUGCACGCAGCGGCUCGCAGGAGACUGGCCAGCCCGGCUAGGAGAUAUAGCCCGCAUAGAGGUCGCGACCAUUCAGAAGACCGGAAUGAAAUCAUCGAUGUAGAUCCUGAACUUAUAAAGAAGGGUGUCAGAAAUCUGAUGCAUGAAGUCUGCCAGAUUGAAAGGGAGAAGGACGACUACAAAUCCCAAGUAUCAGUCAUGAAGAAACAGUUGAAGGACGCCAGCGACCAACAAGGCAAAGGCGAGGGCAAGUUACAGUCCGUAACGAGCAACCUCCGCAACGUGCAGGAAGAGAAGGCACGCUUACAGACUGCAGUCGGGCAGAAGGAGGCACAAUUGACGGCUUUGAACGAAUCUGUGCAAACGAAGACGGUUGAAAUCAGCAAUCUUCGAGACAAAAUCACAAGUCUUGAAGCCACACUGAGCUCGGUCACUGAAGAAAAAGUUCAAAGCGACAACAAGGGCGAGAACCUACGUUUACAACUUGGAGAACGCGUGCAAGAAGUCGGGCAACUUCGCGAAGCAUUGGCAGCUGCUGAAGGUCGUGCUGCACGACUUGAUGUUAGAAGAGCUCAGUUAGAAGGCGAUAUACAGCGCGCCGCCGUGGCCGCUAGAGACAGGGACCAAGCUCUGAAGAAACUUCAAGAACGCUGCGAAGGCUAUACCCGCACCAUAACCUCGCUCGAAGAACGCUGCACAUCUCUCAAAGGCACAGUAGAACAGUUGUCGACAUCGCUUCAGAAAGCUGCUUCAGCCGAGAGCGAGCUUCGAGCAGAACUCAGCAAAGUGCAAAGGCAACUCAAUGAGGCUAAAAAUAACGAACAUAAUGCCGUGGAGAAACUUAGGCAGCUGCAGAAGAGUGUUUCAAACUGCGAGAACGAAAGGCGCGUUCUAACAGAGAAGUUAGAGAGCGCUAAAGCAGCACUCGGCGAAUUCAAGCGCCUCAACUCCAGUCUCGAAGACCAGGUGCAUCGCCUCACUAACCAGCUGGCCAAUGUUGAGGUGCAAAGGUCGGGACUCGAGUCCCAACUGCGCAUGACUACAUGGGACGGCAAGGAGAGCAGCGACAGCGAGCUAGAGCGCGAGCUACACGCGUUGCAGCGCGAGCGCUCCGAGCUAAAGGCUAAGGUCGACGCUCUCCAAGACACAGUGAAGAGGCUUGAAGCGGAGAGACGCGCGGCCGCCACGGCGCGGCCUUCCGCUCUCAGGAGCAAGAGUCACGAUCGUGCUGAUAAGGGAGUCUACUACUCAUCCGACCUCGACUCAGGUCCGGAUUCAACGAAAGACUCCAUGAGAUGUUACAAGGAGGUUCCGUGCAAGGACCGAGGCUUCACCGCCGACCUCACGCUGCUUGAGCUCGAGAACAGAGAGCUCAAGAUGAAGAUCCGACGCCUUGAGAAGGAGCUAGCUGAUAAGGAAUCUGAACUAAAUCUGGCUAGGAGUCGCUACGUGAGCGAUCUAUCAACUUGCUCGCCUAGCAGGCGCCAGGACGCCGAGCAUUACCGCCAGGCCGCGCUGCAGGCCGAGCGCAUGAUGGAGGCCCGUGAGGCCGCGCACAGGCAGCAGAUGCUGCGCCUGGAGAACCAGGCGGCUCAACUUCGCGCACAGCUGUCAGCAGAGAUCCGACGGCGACAGGCGUACGUAGCACGCAGCGGCCGCGCCGCUCGUGACGUGCAGCGCCUGCGAUCAGCGCUUGGAGACUCGCUGCGGACUGUCUCACAGGAUCCUGCCCUGGACUGCUAUACUCUGGAGCACGAGACGAGGAAGCUGGAUAGCACACUGGCCCACAGCCUGCCUCCGCUCAACGACAGCUAUGAUUCUUCCAACAAAUAGACACCGCGACGUUACACCCAGAAGAAUACUGUACGGGUGUCUUAGCACA